Molecule: messenger RNA, 1512 nt
Organism: Dichomitus squalens LYAD-421 SS1
Lineage: Eukaryota; Fungi; Basidiomycota; Agaricomycetes; Polyporales; Polyporaceae
Product: DnaJ-domain-containing protein
Exons: 8
Coding region: 1-1512 (503 amino acids)
Molecular function (GO): protein binding
Source: RefSeq, a predicted model, not a curated record
AUGCACAGCUCAGAAGAACCACCAUUCGCCUUCUAUGAAGCAGGCCCCUCGAGCACCCCAAAAAGGAAGCCUGAUGAACGUACUCGGGCGGAGCAAGUCAAACGCGAUAAACCAGAGCAACUUUGGUUCUCGGCGAAUGAAGCAUUUGCAGAGGAGAGAUAUGACGAUGCUUUGGCAUUGCUUACGGAAGCUAUUGCCCUCGCUCCAGGGAACGCAUCUUACUACGUUACGCGUGCCGCUACCCACAUGGAACUGUGUCAUUUCGCUGCGGCCCUACGAGACUUCGAGGUUGCAUCGACAAAGACGACGUACGAGCCCAGCACAAUCAACCAUCUCCGCAUUGCCCGCUGUCGUCUUAUCCUAGGAUCUCCAUCCUCGGCACUCCUCGCCCUGCGGGAUGCCUUAUCCCUUGAUGCUAGCAAUGCUGAUGCGUUACAGAUGAGGCGCCGUGUGACGGAACUAGAGGGCCAUAUGGAUGCAUACAAGAAAGCCAUGGCUCGGAAGCAUUGGCGGUCGGCGAGGAACGAGUACGAGUCAUGCUUAUCUGUGUAUGCGCAGCAAGACAGCGACGCCCCUGAAUACGUCCAAUGCUGGGGUGUUGAGCUGCUGAUCGCGGAGGGCAAAUGGGAUGAGGCGACGAAGUCUGUGGACGUUUUGCUGCACAACACACCCAAUGACAUCGAGGUGAUGACACUCCGCGCACUAGUAUUGUUCUUGAAGGCGGAGUCGUCUGCGGCGCUGACACAGGUGGUUACGGUCUUGAAACUCGACCCUGACAAUCAGAAGGCCAAGGCAUUGUGGAACCGCGUGAAAGACGUAGCACGGCAGACGGAGAGUGGAGAGAAGGCUCUCCGGCAGAGCGACUACGAGACAGUCAUCAAUUCGUGGACUAAUGCAUUGCUGGUCGCUGGAGAACGAGAAGAGGAAGGUCGUGGGGGUAUCCUUCGCGCUGUACUGCUGCUGAACAGAGCUGAAGCCUUGUGCAAGCUGGGUAAAUCCUCCGAGGGCCUCAAGGACGUGCAGGAAUCACUGAAACUACACCCGACGUACUCCAAGGCAUUUCUUUGUAGGGCUCGCAUCAUGAUUGGUCUCGAACUAUUCGAAACAGCUGCGGUGGACUUCCGCGCCUCGCUAGAGCAUGGAGAAGCGACGUUGAGUGCUGAGGAGAGAUGUGAUAUUGAGGCGGAACUCGAGGACGCUGUAAGGCAGGCGGAAGAGAAGGAAAGCACUCAACAGGAUCAUUACGCCGUUCUCGGUUUGACCAGUUCUUGCACUGCGAGCGAGAUCAAAAAGGCAUACCGAAUGUUGUCACUCAAACACCAUCCUGAUAAAGGCGGCAUUGAAGAAAAGUUCAAGCAAUUGUCCAGCGCGUAUGAGAUCUUGUCUGACGAGGAGAAGAAACAAGCAUACGAUGCGACGCUCCAUAGAAGCUACCGCCAAUCUUGGUGGUGGGCACAAUAUAAUGAUGACAGCCACGACUACAAGACCAACUAUAACUACAAUGAAGCAUAG